CGCACAUCAUGAUCUCCACACACAUGUACAAGUUUAGGGUAGGUUCGUCAAGAGACAGGCAGCAGCAGCAGCAAAUGAGUCGGACCAAUGAUUCCGUAACCCCAUGAAAAUGAGGCAUAGCAAAAAAGCAAAGAUACAUCGAUUCAACCGAUUCCCCGAGCAAAGCUCCAUUCCCCUCCACCUCUACCAGCAUGCACCCUCGCCGAUGUCAUGCAAUCUCCCCGCUAGCAGAGGUGCCUGGCUCGAUCGCCCGCUCGAUCGAAUGGUGCUGACUGUCGCUUAAAGGGACACACGUGAGCCCCACAUGUCAUGGCGUGACAUGUGACAGAGACAGAAAACGAGAAAUGGCAAAAUCGAUGAGUGUGUUGAGGCUCGUUGAAUUCGAUUCAAUGGAUGGACCGGAUGUGCAUAGGGACACUCACCUCUAAUCGCAUCAUCAGACAAUCGUGUGUCUGUUUUCACCACACGCAAGAACACAGUGUAGCCUGUCCGUAGCAUUCGCGUUCACCCCCUGCCACUGGUUGACUGACACAAUUAACACACACACAUACGCACACCCAAUGCGCGUUGUGUUCGUAUGUGUUCUUGUGUGUGCUUGCUCACUCACUCACUCACUCACUCACUCAGAGCUUGCUGUCUCUGCAACUCGUCCAGGAGCGCCGCGUGCCUCUCAGCCUCGCUCUGCUGCUGCUGUCCGGUGGAGGGGACGUUGGCGGUGUGGAGCGCCUCUAGAGGGUGCAGCUGCACAAGCGGGCCUGAGACCAUCCAUGUGUCCGCCCGAUAGAAGGUCAGAGAGAGGCACAUGCAUGCAUUCGUCACAUUGUUUGUGCAUACCCGAUAGAGUUGAAAACAUUGAUGACCGCCUUCUUCUCUCCGUCCUUCCCGUCGGAGCCCCCUCCUCUCCCGCUGCCCGCGCCCUUUGGUGUGGCGUGAGGGGGAGAGUUGGCAGGGACGACGCCUGAGCCGUGUCCCCAUGCUGUUCCCGCAUCUCUCUCAGAUGCUUGACAGCCUCCAUGCUCUUGAUGAGGGCCGUCAGGCGGCUUGCGAUAAGCUCAUCUAUCGUGUCAACGAUCUCUCUCUUCAGCGUCUCUUCGCCAUGGGGGGCAUCACCCCCACUGGCAUCCAGUGGAGGCGUGGGCGCGACGGGCUGCGGCUGAUAGCGGGGUGAGACGAUGCUCUCGAGGGCGACGUACGAGUGUGAUCCACUCUGCCGUCUGGGUGAGCGGUCGACGAAGGUGCUGCCCCUCCUCAUCGAGGCCGGUUUGGACAGCGGGCCUGACUGAGGGGGGGGUGGCGACCCCCGUGCCUGACUCAGGAUGGCCGCCAGGUCUUGUGUGCCCGCACUCAUGGGCGGGCGAUGCCGGUGCCUGCACACACACAUUCAUGUGACGGCGAGGCAUGAAAACGCGGAUAUACUUAAGGAAGACCUCACCUGACGAAGACGCCGGCUUUCUCGCCAGGUGGCGAUGUCAGCGAGUGGCGCGGUGACUUGUCGUCGCCGCCCCAAGACUUGACGGACUGCGGGCUGCCUGGCGGGCUGCCGCCCUUUGCCUCCGGAGGUUUCUCGGGCACUACCACCGUCAGUCUGCGGCUGCCCUUCGGUGACGACGGCGCCGGCUGCCUCUUGUCCUCGGCUGACGUGGCAGACACCACCUCCGCCUCUGAUGUGCUGUUGGCGAUCGCUGCCGCGCUCGAGGUCACUGCAUUUCCCACCACGUGGUCCAUGCCCUCUUUCCCCCCCUCGUCAGAUACAUCCUCCUUUUUUGCCGUCUGCCUGUCUGCUGGUUUGCGGGGCUGCAUGGGCGGCAGGCCGGCGUUGAGUAGGAACCGUGUGCCGUACGGCUCGUCGUUUGCGAUUGCGAUGAAGGUGCGACGAAGUGCGAGCCGGAUUUGAAACUUGCGGAUGCGGGCAGCUUCUUCGGGGAAGUCGAGGAGGAUGUUACCGAGCUCGUCACGUGGCAAAAACAACACUUCGACAUAUGUGAGUGCGAUGGCAGCGUGCCGAUCCAUGAGCUCCCACUCCGACAGAAUGAGAUCCUUUCACACACACACACACAAGAGCGACCAUAGCCAAAUGUGCCGGCCCUGCGCGUGAGUGUGUUUGCAUACCUCGCCCCAGACGGAUCCAACGGACAUAAUUUUGCCGCGACGAGCGGCCAAACCUGCAAUCCAAAGUAUGUGUUUGCAAAAGUCAUCGAUGAAGCGAGACGGUUACCUCUCUGUACGAUGUACAGCGUGGCCGCCAUGUCGAGGACUUCCUCCGGUCCAUAGGCGAGCGGCUGCAAACUCUUGGCGAUCUCCACCACAAACUGAUUGUUCGUGCAGUCGCGCAACCACGAUACCUGCACACAUCAAACCGAUGUGUGCAUCGAAAUUGGUGCUUGAUGAUCGAUGGCUGAUCAAUGACCUUCUGCAGCCACGGUUUGUUCGCCGCCAGGGCCACUUCUCCCUGCAGCUGGGGAGACAUCUGAGCAGGCAGGAGACACAGACUGUCUCUCUGGGCCUGUCUGUGUCUAUGCGUCUGUUUGUAUGUGUGACCUUUGUUUCUACCUUGUCGAUGAGUGUGCGAUGAGAGAUGAGCCGCUGCAGGUGAUGGGCGUUCUGAAAGUACGUCCGAAGCCGCACCUGCAGAUUAGGCUCGAGCCUUCUGUCUCGCAUCAUGUCAUUGAGAUCAUCCAUAGUGCGCUGAUACUCGUGCGUGUGGAUGUCGAUGUUGGUAAUGAUAUUGACUGCGUUACCGAUGAUGUACGCCCUGAACAAUCAAUCGACACGCACAUCACAUCACAUCACGUCACAUCACAUAGGCUGGGCUGGCUCUCAAAUCAAGCGUGUCGUGUGUGUCGUUCGUCCCCACCAUAUCAUCCCUCCAAUGAGCAUACACACCACACACACGCCGUACUCGAUGUACGUGAAUGGCACAAUGUCACCUGAAUGCAGUGCACCAAACAAACAGGGAAGCAACUACGCUCAGCUGGAUAUGCCUCUCCGUCGGUCCGUCCGUCUGAAUGCGCGUACCGUAGCCAAUGGAUGUGAGCGUCAUGAAGGACCAAUAGAGUGAGACGAGGUAGAUUUGCCAGGCCGCCGCGAUGUGCGGUUCGGGUUUGUCCUCGAGCAGGGCCACAAGCCAAGUGACAUCAUCCUCCUCACCCUUGUCAUACCCUGUGUGUGUGUGGAUGCAGACAGACAGACAGACAGACAGACAGACAGACAGAAGAGACAGAGAGUGGGCAAUCAGUCAAUCAGUCAAGCAAGGAAACGCAUACCACUGACUGACUCACUUGCGAGGAAUGCCCAGGUGCAUGCCAUCCAGUGGCCGCUGAAGACGGUCAGCAGCACAAACUUCCACAAGGCAAUGCUCUGAUAGCUCAGACCGCUCUUCGCCUCCCACCUGCAUGCCCACAACACCACGCCAUCCAUCCAUCCAUCCACCGCGAAUCCUUUUGGUCACAUUGCACCUACCUCUGCAGCAGCCGCUGCGCCCGCAGGAGUCUCGCCAGCUUGAGCAAUCGAAGCAGCUUGAACAGCCGCAGCACCUUGACCUCGUCUCUCAGGUCGAGCACCAGGAGGGCGAUGUCGAAGGGGAUCACCGAGAGGAGGUCGAUGGUGAACCACGAGGAGAGGUACCGAUGUGCGAUCUUCUUGCGGUCGUACACCCAUCCGUGAGGGGAUUUGUACAUGAGAUUGAAGUUGAUGGCGAUGUGCGCCCAGAACGCCACGUCGACAAAACGGUUAAUGCCGAAGUAGACGUCCAGUUUUGUCGGCAGCAAUCCCACUUCAUAGGGGGUCCAUGUGCCCGUGAACAGCAGCAGGACGAUCAUCAGCUGAUCCCAAAAGCGCAUAAAGCUCGAGUUGGGGUCCAGCACCCGCCCCUGCCUCACCCGCUGACGCAGCACAGCCAGUUGAUCACGAAAGGCCAGCUUCUGGGGCAAGCUCUGAGUCGACCCACGGGCCGGAGCCAACAGAAUCGGCUCACCCAGCCGGAACUUCUUGUCAUGUUUUUCCAUAGGCGACGGAUCCGAGUGGCGUCUCUUGUCGUCGUGCUGUGAGUACUUCUUGCUCCUGGGAGACAGCGCGAGCACCGACAGGCCUCGGGAGAAGUUCGGCAGCCAUGACUGGGGCCAUGCGCUGCUCCAGCCGUCACUCAGAGCCUUGCGAAGCCUCUGUAGACCCGUCGGUCUUGCGCGUCCCGCGGCUGUAGGGGUCGGGGCAGACUUGGACCCCCGCGGUUCACCAUGUUCUGCGACCGUCUCCAGGCGGACCUUGUCUGCCUCCCUCUCGAGCGCAUGCUCACAAGACUGCCGUGGUGACGAGCUGCUGAGGAUAAUCGGCGUGAGCGAGUGAUGAGGAAUUGUCCGAGUGCUGCUGUGCUCCGAGAAGUGGGACCGGACAGACGACUGCGUGGCGUGGCCUUCGUCGCCAGCCGCUGGUCUGGGCGCCAUGUUCAGCUUGCCGCCUGCUUGAAGUCUGGCGGGGCCCCGCCUGCCAUCCGAAUGAGGGGAACUGGAUGGCGAUGAACCCCCCCGGAAGCUGCCGAGAGCGGCUUGCGCAAACAUCGAUGGUGCCGGACGGAUUGAUGCACGAGGAUGAAAG
This is a messenger RNA of Vitrella brassicaformis, 4590 nucleotides long. The record is from the annotation of a GenBank genome assembly. Lineage: Eukaryota; Vitrellaceae.